AUGGCUUCGUGUUCCAAGUUUCCUAAACAACCCAAGAUCCCUGAAACUACCGAAGAUAUGAUCAGCAGUAUGCCAACUGAAGUGACUGACAAAAUCAUGAAGCGCUUGCCACUAAAAAUGGCAGCUAAGAUGAGUGUGCUUUCAAGAAGAUGGAGACGUAAUUGGCUGUCUCAUAGGUACCUUGUCUUCGAUAAAGCUUUUUGUGAAGAACAUCAUAAAAAUGGAAAAGUUGAUUUGCAUAAGAUCAACAACAUCAUCAGCAAUAUACUCUUUCUGCACAAUGGUCCUAUGCAAGUAUUCCAUCUUUAUAUUCCACAAGAAUCAGAUAAUAAUAUAAGCCAUAAUCUCAGUCCAUGGCUUUUUUUUCUUUCGAUAGUCGGGGUCAAGAAGAUCUGUAUUCCUAACUGGAGUAAUCUUCUAACUAUCCCUUCUCAUAUAUAUGCAUGCAAAGAGUUGGUAAAAUUGAGGAUGGAGUAUUAUGUAGUAGGAAUCCCACCGUGUGAGUUUAAGGGAUUUGCUCAUCUUCGCAAUCUUGAGCUAGUCGACGUCGAAUUUAAGCAUGGAACAUUGAAGAGUUUGAUUGCAAGUUGUCCCCAACUUAAAGUGUUAGUUCUUGAGAAUAGUUCGACUGGCAUGAAUAAUGUCGUUAUAGAUGCGCCGAGGCUUGAAGCGUUAACUAUCCGAUGUGCAUUCAAGUCUCUUGCUUUGGAAAAUGUCCCUUGUGUUAAGAGUGUUAUAGUAUGUUUACACCAAACAGGAGAGGACUCUUCAAACAUAGAAACAGUUGAUGCCAUCAAGGUUCUUGCGAGUUCAACUGAGCUUCAAUGCCUUCAAUUUGAAGGCCAGAUGUGUAAGCUCGAUUCAAUCAAAAGCGGCGUUAAGCACAAAUUUGACUACAAUGAGGAUUAUAAACUAGGGCAUCUCCUUAAGGUUAGAAUUACAGGUAUUACAGGGUCAAGUGCAGAGUUCAAACUGAUUGAAUAUGUGCUCGCUACCUCAGUUGUCCUUGAGAAAUUGUUCUUCAAUUGUGCUUGUCUUGACCCUAGUUCAGAACUAAAGGUGUCGCGGGAGCUGUUGCAGUUGCCAAGAGCAUCGCCAAAGGCCAAACUUGUAUGUUUGGAGCAAUAG
This is a messenger RNA of Beta vulgaris subsp. vulgaris (sugar beet), 1128 nucleotides long. Its product is annotated as F-box/FBD/LRR-repeat protein At1g13570-like. NCBI's taxonomy places the organism in Eukaryota, Viridiplantae, Streptophyta, Magnoliopsida, Caryophyllales, Amaranthaceae. The coding region runs from base 1 to 1128 and encodes 375 amino acids. Gene Ontology annotation, molecular function: protein binding. The transcript has 2 exons. The record is from RefSeq and is a predicted model, not a curated record.